Pyrgilauda ruficollis (rufous-necked snowfinch) is the source of this 7326-nucleotide messenger RNA. RefSeq names its product ATP binding cassette subfamily A member 7 (gene ABCA7). Gene Ontology annotation, cellular component: membrane; intracellular membrane-bounded organelle. The transcript is spliced from 50 exons. NCBI's taxonomy places the organism in Eukaryota, Metazoa, Chordata, Aves, Passeriformes, Passeridae. Gene Ontology annotation, biological process: transmembrane transport; lipid transport. Gene Ontology annotation, molecular function: ATP binding; ATP hydrolysis activity; lipid carrier activity. Bases 268 to 6996 code for a protein of 2242 amino acids. The record is from RefSeq and is a predicted model, not a curated record.
GGAGCCGCGGGGUCUCUUAAAGAGGCCGCGCAGCAGCAUCAGGAAAUAAUGUGAUUUGAGCCUUUAGCUCCGGAAAGGAGCUUUGCUGCCGGAAUGCCGUCCGGCUUCUGCCGGCCCCGGAGCUCAGCCCUGUGCCCGGCACCGUGCCCGGGGUGUGAUAAGCCCCGAAGCAGAAGGAAGUGAGAGCCCAGCCGCCGCCCCCAGCUCGGGGCUGCCCCCCCUGCUCUCACCCGCAGCCGGAGCCGAGGUGGGCCCGCGACCCCCGCGAUGGCGGUGGGCACCCAGCUGGGGCUGCUGCUCUGGAAGAACUUCACCUACCGCCGGCGGCAGCGGAUCCAGCUGGCUAUCGAGAUCCUGUGGCCCCUCUUCCUCUUCCUUAUCUUGAUCUCAGUGCGGCGAUCCCACCCUCCCUUCAAGCAACAUGAGUGCCACUUUCCCAACAAGGCGCUGCCCUCUGCGGGGACCCUGCCCUGGCUGCAGGGCAUCAUCUGCAACAUGAACAACCCCUGCUUCCGGCACCCCGCGGCAGGAGAAGCCCCUGGCGUGGUGGGAAACUUCGAUGGCUCCAUCGUCUCCCGUCUCCUGACCGAAGCCCGGCGGGUUCUGCUCCGCGGGCACGGGCAGCGGCUCCUGCGCAGCUUCGCCCGGCUCCUGCCCGCCCUGCGCCGGCUCCGGGACAGCGGGAACCAGCGGAGCGCUCUGCCGGUGAGGGAAUACUUGAGAGAGGAUGAGACUUUCUCCCGGUUCCUGCGGACCAACACAUCUCUGCCCCCGGCGCUGGUGGAUGAGCUGAUGGGGGCUCGGCUCAGCCCCCGCAUCUUCUCCUUGGAGAGCAUUCGCCUCCCGCUGAAGGCCCUGGUCUGCAACGCCUCGGUCCUGGGGGGCUUCCUGGUGGGCGGCGACGCCGACUCCACACAGAGCCUGCAGCAAGGACUCUGCGCGCUGCCCAGCUCCCAGCUCCGUGCCGUGGAGGGCUCCUUCCUCUCCCAGAUGGACUUCCCACGACUGCUGGCGGAACAGCUGAGCUCAGAGUUGAGCGGAAUCGCUGGCACCGUGGAAGCUUUGGGCAGCUUCCUGCGGGAUGCAGCAUCCCUGAUGGAGGAGGUCUCCUCCAUGACCAGCCUGGCCGAGCUGCGUCAGGAGAUUGAGGGGCUGAGGGUGCCCAACACCAGCACGGGAGCCUUCACAGCCCUGUCACACAUUGCCUGUGGGCACCCCGAGGGCGGGGGGCUCAGGAUCCCCUCCCUCAACUGGUACGAGGACAACGAUGUCAAAGCCUUCCUGGACCGUAACAGCUCGGAGCACAGACCUGUGGCCUCAGGCAGCACCAGUCCCUUCUGCCGGGAGCUGCUCCGCAGCCUGGAGUCCAGCCCCCUCUCACAGAUCUUCUGGCGGGGGAUCAAGCCCCUCUUUGUGGGAAAGAUUCUGUACACCCCACCUGGGCCUGGCCCCGACAGUGUCAUGGCUGAGGUGAAUCGGACCUUCCGGGAGCUGGCGGUGCUGGGGGAGUUGGGGGGUGCCUGGCAGGAGCUGGGACCCCGAAUUUACACCCUCCUCAACAGCAGCCUGGAGAUGCAGGUGCUCCAGGACCUGCUGCUGGCCCCGAGCACAGCCCAGCUCCUGGAUGGGUUCCUCAACGGCACCUCCUGGAAGCUGCCAGAGCUGGUCACAUUCCUGACAGGGCCAGCCGGGGGACCAGGCCUCACCUGGCACCAGGUGUACGUUGAUGUGGACACAGUCCUGAGCAUGCUGUCACAGUUCAUGGAGUGUGUCUGCCUGGACAAGAUCGAGGCAGUGGCCACCGAGGAGCAGCUGGUAGCCCGAGCCCUGGAGCUGCUGGAGGAGCAGCAGUUUUGGGCAGCAGUGGUCUUCCAGCCCCCCAUCAAUGCCACAGCCCCCGGACUGCCACCCCACGUCCGCUACAAGAUCCGCAUGGACAUUGAUGACGUCACGAGGACCAACAAGAUCAAGGACAGGUUUUGGGACCCAGGCCCUGCAGCUGACCCCUUCAGUGACCUGCGCUACGUCUGGGGGGGCUUCGUGUACAUUCAGGACCUGGUGGAGCAGGCGGUGGUGCGGGUGCAGACUGGGGCUGCCCCACGGACAGGGGUCUACGUCCAGCAGAUGCCCUACCCCUGCUAUGUGGAUGAUGUGUUCUUGAGGGUCCUGAACCGCUCACUGCCUCUCUUCAUGACUCUGGCCUGGAUCUACUCAGUGGCCAUGAUCAUCAAGGGGGUGGUGCACGAGAAGGAGACGCGUCUCAAGGAGACCAUGAAGACCAUGGGGCUGAGCAGCGGGAUCCUCUGGCUCAGCUGGUUCCUCAGCAGCUUCAUCCCCUUCCUCCUCAGCUCUGCCCUCCUUGUCCUCAUCCUCAAGCUGGGAAACAUCCUGCCCUACAGUGACCCAGCAGUCAUCUUCCUCUUCCUCGGCACCUUCUCAGUAGCCACCAUCAGCCAGUGCUUCCUCAUCAGCACCUUCUUCCCCCGUGCCAACCUGGCCUCGGCGUGCGGUGGCAUCAUUUACUUCUCACUCUACCUGCCCUACGUGCUGUGCGUCGCCUGGCGCGACUACAUCACCUUCCCAAUCCGUGUCCUGGUGAGCCUGCUGUCCCCCGUGGCCUUCGGCUUCGGCUGUGAUUACUUCUCCCUCUACGAGGAGCAGGGCGUGGGCAUCCAGUGGCACAACCUGGCUGCCAGCCCCGUGCCAGGAGACCCGUACAGCUUCGCUGCAGCCAUGGGGCUGCUGCUGCUGGACGCUGUCCUCUACGGCCUGGCCACCUGGUACCUCGAGGGUGUCUUCCCAGGUCAGUACGGGAUCCCCAAGCCCUGGAAUUUCCCCUUCCUGAAGAGCUACUGGUUUGGAGAGUCAUCCUCAUCUGGGCACUCCCUGUACCACACCAGCCCCCACACUGCACCCCAAGUGCUGGUGGAGGAGCCGCCUGCCGAUCUCCAGCCCGGCGUCUCCAUCCGCAACCUGGUGAAGGUCUAUGGCAGCAGCGGCCGUGCGGCCGUCAACGGGCUGAGCCUGGACUUCUACGAGGGGCAGAUCACCUCCUUCCUGGGCCACAACGGCGCUGGGAAGACCACCACCAUGUCCAUCCUGACUGGCCUUCUGCCCCCCACCUCGGGCACUGCCUAUGUUCUGGGCUGGGACAUCUGCUCCGAUAUCGACAGCAUCCGCAAAUCCAUGGGCAUGUGUCCCCAGCACAACGUGCUCUUCGACAUCCUGACGGUGGAGGAGCACGUCUGGUUCUACGGGCGGCUGAAGGGGCUCUCGGAGAGGCAGGUGCAGGAGGAGAUGGAGCAGCUGCUCCAGGACACGGGGCUGCCCCACAAGCGCCGGGAGCAGACCAGGAACCUCUCGGGCGGGAUGCAGCGGAAGCUCUCGGUGGCCAUCGCCUUCGUGGGCGGCUCCCGGGUGGUCAUCCUGGAUGAGCCCACGGCCGGCGUCGACCCCUUCUCCCGCCGCAGCAUCUGGGAGCUGCUGCUCAAAUACCGCAAAGGCCGCACCAUCAUCCUGUCCACCCACUACAUGGACGAGGCAGAGCUCCUGGGGGACCGCACCGCCAUCAUCUCACAGGGCCGGCUCUGCUGCUGUGGGUCCCCCCUCUUCCUCAAGGCCAGGCUUGGCACCGGGUACCACCUCACCCUGGUGAAGCGGGACAGGAGCGGGACAGGCGGCAACACCGGCACUGUCCCCGGUGUCACCAAAAAGGAUGGCAGUGACUCGGAGCACAGCAGUGACACGGGCCUGGGCAGCGAGCGGGGCAGUGAUGCCAGUGCCGUGGAUGUGGCCCAGCUGUCAGCGCUGAUCCAGAAGCUGGUCCCUGGCUCCCGGCUGGUGGAGGACAUCGGGCACGAGGUGCUCUUUGUCCUGCCCUACAGUGGGGCCAGGGACGGGGCCUUCGGGGAGCUGUUCCGUGAGCUGGACGCACGCCUGGGGGAACUGGGGGUCUCCAGCUACGGCAUCUCUGACACCACCCUGGAAGAGAUCUUCCUGAAGGUGGCCGAGGACACAGCGCUGGACACUGACACCACGGGCACCAUGAAAGGAGCAGCUCCUGGCGAGAUGGGGGAUGGGGAUGUGGCCGAUGGAGAGAUGGCGGAGGAGCCCCGGGAGACGGAUCUGCUGCGGGGGGCGGCGGGGCAGGCGUGCGGGAGGGUGCGGGGCUGGGCGCUCACCUGCCGCCAGCUCCGCGCUCUCUUCACCAAGAGGAUGCUCCACGCUCGGCGCAGCACCCGCGGAUUCUUCGCGCAGAUCGUCCUCCCCGCCGUCUUCGUCUGCGUCGCGCUGCUCUUCAGCCUGAUCGUGCCGCCCUUCGGGAAGUACCCGCCGCUGCAGCUGCAGCCCUGGAUGUACGGGCAGCAGUUCACCUUUUUCAGCAACGACGCCCCGGGAGACCCCGACACAGUCCGGCUGCUGGAGGCGUUCCUGGCUGAGCCCGGCUUCGGCACCAAGUGCAUGAAGGAAGAGGGGAAGGCGGCAGGGCUGUGCCCACCGGCUUCCCACCCCGAUGGCUUCUCCACCCCCUCGGCCCCCCCAUCCCUGCUGGAAGUGCUGCAGCGUGGGAACUGGACACGGGCCAAGCCGUCCCCCCCGUGCCAGUGCAGCGGGCCAGGGGCACACAGGAUGCUGCCUGAGUGUCCUGAGGGGGCCGGGGGGCUCCCACCACCCCAGGUGCAGAGGGGCACAGGGGACGUCCUUCAGAACCUGACGGGCAGGAACAUCUCUGACUACCUGGUGAAGACCUAUCCCCAGAUCAUCCGUCAGGAGCUGAGGAACAAGAAGUGGGUGAAUGAGCAGAGGUACGGCGGCUUCUCCCUGGGUGCUGGCAGCUCCCAGGCCCUGCCAUCAGCAGCAGAGGUGGAUCAGGCGGUGCUGGAGCUCCGGGUGCUGCUCAACAUCACCCUGGGCAGCCCCUCGGAUCGGCUCCUGGCCAACCUCAGCCGCUUCAUCGAGGGUUUGGAUGCCCGCAGGAAUAUCAAGGUUUGGUUCAACAACAAGGGCUGGCACGCCAUGGUCUCCUUCCUCAACGUGGCCAGCAAUGGGCUGCUGCGAGCCCGGCUGCCCCCCGGCACCGACCCCGCGCGCUUCGGCAUCACGGCCACCAACCACCCCCUGAACCUCACCAAGGAGCAGCUCUCCGAGGCCGCCCUGAUGGCCACCUCUGUGGACGUGCUGGUCUCCAUCUGCGUGAUCUUCGCCAUGUCCUUCGUCCCGGCCAGCUUCGUCGUCUUCCUCAUCGAGGAGCGGGUCAGCAAGGCCAAGCACCUUCAGUUUGUCAGCGGGAUGAAGCCCAUCACCUACUGGCUAGGCAACUUCGCCUGGGACAUGUGCAACUACCUGGUCCCCGCGCUGCUGGUCAUCCUCAUCUUCCUCUGCUUCCAGCAGGAAUCCUACGUGUCCUCGGCCAACCUGCCCUCCCUGGUGCUGCUGCUGCUGCUCUACGGGUGGUCCAUCACCCCCCUGAUGUAUCCAGCCUCCUUCCUCUUCAGCAUCCCCAGCACUGCCUACGUGGCCCUGACCUGCAUCAACCUCUUCAUCGGCAUCAAUGGCAGCGUGGCCACCUUUGUGCUGGAGCUCUUUGUGGACCAGAACCUCAAUGACAUCAACCGUGUCCUGAAGAAGGUUUUCCUCAUCUUCCCCCACUUCUGCUUGGGCCGAGGCCUCAUUGACAUGGUGAAGAACCAGGCAAUGGCUGAUGCCUUUGAGAGGUUUGGGGACAAGCGCUUCGUGUCCCCCCUCUCCUGGGACCUAGCGGGGAAGAACAUGUUUGCCAUGGCCAUCGAGGGCAUCGUCUUCUUCCUCUUCACCCUCCUGCUGCAGUACCACCGCUUCUUCCUGCGCCUGGGCCCACGGGCUCUGGAACUGCCCUCGCUGGGAGAUGAGGACCAGGACGUGGCCAGGGAGCGGGCGAGGGUGGGCAGCAUCCCCCCACACGGCCACCUCCUGCUUCUGAAGGACCUGACCAAGGUGUACCGGCGCAGGAAGGCUCCGGCCGUGGACCGGCUCUGCGUGGCCAUCCCCCCCGGGGAGUGCUUUGGCCUCCUGGGGGUGAAUGGUGCUGGGAAAACCUCAACCUUCAAGAUGCUGACAGGGGACACAGAGGUGACGCUGGGAGAGGCCUGGUUGAAGGGGCACAGUGUGCUCACCGACCUCCAGUCUGUCCACCAGCACAUGGGUUACUGUCCCCAGUUUGACGCCAUCACGGACCUGCUGACGGGGCGGGAGCACCUGGAGUUCUACAGCCGCCUGCGUGGGAUCCCGGAGGAGGAGACCCCCAGGGUGGCUCAGUGGGGCAUCACCGCUCUGGGGCUGGGCCCGCACGCCGACCGGCCGGCGGGCAAGUACAGCGGGGGCAACAAACGCAAGCUCUCCACGGCCAUCGCCCUCCUCGGCUGCCCCCCUGUUGUUUUCCUGGAUGAGCCCACAACGGGGAUGGACCCACAAGCCCGGAGGUUCCUGUGGGAGCGCAUCCUUGGCGUUAUCCGGGACGGCCGGUCCGUGGUGCUCACGUCCCACAGCAUGGAGGAGUGCGAGGCGCUCUGCACCAGGAUGGCCAUCAUGGUCAACGGCCGGUUCCGCUGCCUGGGCAGCGUCCAGCACCUCAAGAACAGGUUUGGGGACGGGUACACGGUGGUGGUGCGGGCGGGGGGCCCUGGCCCAGCAGCGGUGCAGGCCCUGCUGCAGCAGCACUUCCCCGGCAUCGUGCUGAGGGAGCAGCAUGGGGGGCUGCUGCAGUACCACCUGCCUGCCCGUGUCACCUCCCUGGCCACCGUCUUCAGCCUUCUGGCCGCCCACCGUGGCCCCUGCCACAUAGAGGACUACUCCGUGUCCCAGACCACGCUGGACCAGGUCUUCAUGCACUUUGCCCAGGAGCAGAGCGAUGGGGACGCCGGGGAGGUCACAGCCCCAGGGCAGGAUGCGGCCCCCGGCCCGGGGAGGAGGCUGAGCAGAUUCCUGGAGGACGACAGCUACCAGGAGAGCGCUGUCUGAGUGGGCCGUGGUGUCCCAUGGACCCCCACAGCCCCCUCCUUGGUUGUCACCACAGCACGAGCCAGGGUCACAGGGCUUUGGGAACUGCAGCCCCCCAGAGCUGCAGAGAAGAGGCGUGGGCGCAUCCUGCCCGCUGGCACGGUGUCACCAUCGCAUGGGACAGUGGCUGCUGGGGAGGGCUCAGAGUGCCAGGACAGAGCUGGCCCCGGCUCCCUGCGGUGGGGUUGAUGCCCUGUGCGGGGCUGAGCUGGAUGGGGGGGUCUGGGGCUGGCCUUGGGACCCCGCUGCUCCCCACCGGCGCCGAGCUUGCUGUAACAGAGCAAUUCAAUA